Hydra vulgaris (swiftwater hydra) is the source of this 2409-nucleotide messenger RNA. NCBI's taxonomy places the organism in Eukaryota, Metazoa, Cnidaria, Hydrozoa, Anthoathecata, Hydridae. The record is from RefSeq and is a predicted model, not a curated record.
CUUCAUUAUUGAUCGACUGAAUUUCCUACUGUAGUUUAGUUUUCGUUUCUUUUUAAACGCAACUGGUACGCAUUGGUUGCAAAUACAUAUUUUAUCCUCGAGCUCGACUGUAAAAAUGUUUAAUCCUCUUUUUUUUUUCUAAUGAUGUCAUCCUAAGAUUUUUUUCUAAUGAUGUCAUCCUCCUUGUGACAUCAUCUUAAAUUUUUUGGUCUAUUUAGAUGAGUCACAAGGAGGCGCUACUAUGACGAACGUCGAAAAUUCUUCAAUAGUUUUGAAUCAAGAUCGAGGAGUUCAAAAAAUGUCACUUUCUAUCGCUGAAGCGUAUUCACCUCACAUUCAAGUUAUUCGUUGGUUAAAUAAAAACGGCAAAGAAUUAACAAACCCUUUAGCUCCUGACGCUGAUGAAGAUACUAACACCAUAACCAGUAAUAAUUUAUUAACUAAUUUACCUACGAGAGUACAGGAGUAUCCUAAAUAAAGAUUUGUAUAUUUCAAAACCAAGAUUUAUACAAAUGAAAGAUAUAAAUUGUGGGGAAGCUAGAUAUCCUUUUGGAUCAAAUGUGUGUUUACCUCAAUCAUUGCAUUUAGUUUCCAAAUUUUUAAAUGAUUCAACAAUUGUGAAUAAAUAUACUCCGGAAAAUUUUAAAAAAUAACUCUGACCCUGUUUUUCUUUACAGAUCAGAUCAUAACGGAAUGAACGCUGCGCAAAUAUAUAUGGAAGAUUAUAAUUUUGAGCCAGUUCGUUACUGCAACAAAGUUCGAAUGUCUUAUUCAAUGAAUUCUGCCUCAUGCUCUCAGAGAAAAAUAAUAAAUAAUAUCCAAAAAGAAGAUAUAGCGAGUGUCAAGCGUAUAUCACCGAAUCUAGAAACACGUUUUUCAAAAUCGUCAAAGUAUCAAAAAACAAUCAAACAAGAGCAUUCUAAAAACGUAUAUAUUAAUGUACCGAUAUAUAUAAUGUACCAUAUAUUAAUGCAUUUAAAGCGUCACUUUGAAUACAACCUAUCUAAAAACGAUUUCAAUGAUGAACCUAUGUCAAAACUAAUUAAAGAAAGUCAUUUAUUUACUAGCGACAAUUUUAGGGAGAGUCCUCGCGUAAAAUCAGAAUUGUUAAAACACGCAUUGUCUCCUCAAUUAAGUUAUUUACGUUUAUCAUUACGCUCGUUCCCUUUAGGGCAUCCGUGGUUUGAGAAGUUUAUAAAUAAGGUUAAAGUUGAUUUAAUAGGAAAGAAACUAUGGGAAGAGUUCAACAAACUUGGAACAGAAACGAUUCUCACCAGAGCUGGAAGAAUGUUCCCUAACUUACAAAUUCGCAUAUCUGGAAUGCAUCCAAAAGCUCUUUACGUUAUCCUCGUUGAAUUUGCGCCGAUUGAUAACCAUCGAUAUAAAUAUGAGUAUGAGACAUUUAGGUGGAUGAUUGCAUGCGAAGAGUUUACGUCUCGACCAUCUCGAGUUUAUUGGCAUUCAGAUUCUCCGGCUAGUGGAGAACUUUGGAUGAAAAAUAUAGUAGAUUUUACUAAAUGUAAACUAACUAACAAUUUUUUUGACGACCAUGGCCAUAUUCUCAUGCAUUCAAUGCAUAAAUAUCAACCUCGAAUUUAUGUUGUGUACUGGGAUGGCAGCCUUCCUUUGAAUAUUGAUCCACCUGAGUUACUGCGAAUUUCUUGUUGUAAAGAGUUUAUCUUUUCAGAAACAAAAUGUAUUGCCGUGACUGCAUACCAAAACAGCCAGAUAACACAACUAAAAAUUUCCCAAAAUCCUUUUGCACGUGGUUUUAGAGGAGAAUGACGCAAAGCAUCCGAAUCAACAAUUGUUGAGACAGAAGAGAUCAAACAACCUUUGUUAUUAAAGGAAUAAUAGUUAAUCAUUUAAGUUUUAACAGCCAACUAAAACACAACACUUUUUCAAAAAAGAAUAUGGUUCGUUCUUUAUUAUUUAAAUUUAGGUCAACCAACAAAAAAAAUGAAAAAAACUCGUUUAAAGUAGUUUUCCUUUCUUUAUUUAAAAAGAUACUUAAAAUAAAACAUAAAAUAAAUACACAAUUGAAGCGAGCUUUGUUAAAGAGAAGGCAAAAGAUCAAAAAUAGCUGCUUUCCGCUGAAAGCAGCUAUUUUCGAACUUUUGCUAAUUAUGAACUUGAUCGCUAUCUGAUCCUGGGAAAAUAUAUGAAAGGGUAAACUAGCGAAAUAACUCGUAAAAAUUCGCAUCCUUUUUUUAUAAUAAUAACUCAAAUUUGUGCGGCCGUGGCGCAGUAGUUACAGCGCUUGCUUUAUAUGAAAGAGAUCCAAGUUCGAACCAAGCUCUGGAUAUAUUUUCGCGUCACGGUAAGGAAGGAGGUGUAAACUUUCUGGUUAAAUACACUUUCGUGGUGCUCUGUAACAAGUUAGGUCUUCUUGGGGCACCUAAAUAACAA